AUGGAUAGGAGGCAAACGAUGUGGGAUGGACUACCAGGUUUGGAGGAUUAUAUUUCAGCAAGACACCCGUCUUCGUUUUAUAAACGACAGCAUCACCACGGAGGGAGACGGCCAUUCGCUACCAGCUGGAUACAGCCAACCAACACUCCAACACUUGUUGAUAUCUGCCAUGUACUCGACCCGGGGCCUCCUCCGCCCCCUCCGCUCGAUACACCAUCCUGGAGCCGGAAUUAUACCACAGAACCCUUUGUCUUUGUUGACUUGAAUGAAGGGGGUAGAAGGACGGUGCCGUUGAGCUUCCAGCCACCUCUCGCUCCGCAGUUUAACAGUACUCCCCGUUUUAUGAAUGGACAUGUACCGGGCUGGGGGGAGACGAGUGCCAGCGAACAUAUGUCUGUUGACGAGGAUAGUGAUGAGUACGUGGAUGAAGUAGACGCAGAAGACGAAGUGUCAACUACAGAGGAGAUGGAAGGUACUGAGACGGUUAUGGGGGGCCACCAGGAGUCAGGUCUAGGGGAAUUGUUUGAGAAUGUGGGAGAGAGUGCCGGGGAGAAGGAAGAUGAUGCGGAUCAACCUCUACAUGAAACCGUGAAGAGACUGAAAGAAGAGGUUAAGGAGUUGAAAGGGGUGAUGAGACGUGAGAAACUCGAGUUUGAGCGCCUACACGGUGCUGUUGCGGAGAUGAUGGAAUACCUUGCGAAGGAGAGGCAUGUUCACUGGGAGAAUAAGUGGGAGCAAGGAUCCCGGGCUCACAACUUCAGUGGAGGAGUAUAUACAGGCCAGACAAGGCAGCCUAGCAUGGACACCCCAACUCCAAGCUCAUCUAGGGCGGCUAUCGAGGAGUAUAACACUGCGUGGAAAGCAGUGUUUGACACAAAGGACACAGCAAAUGGUCAACACUCGAUCAUACCAUGGCCGACUAGCAGCCUCAAGUCUAGUCCUCUAUCCAGAAAUUCCCAACCAAGCCACAGACUCAUGAAACACCGCCGAUUACCGAAGGAAAUCAGCGAGGAUAUUUUUCAGCUCAGGAAGUGGAAUGCCUUUUGUUUCUUCGUGCAGGCCUUUGGUCUGUAUCCAACCUAUGUGCAUGCAGAUAGUGUCAGGAGAGAGACACUUGCCCCUGAAGAGCCACGGGAGGGUAUAGUGUUUGAUAUCCGGAUCCGGGGAGCUUCACGGGCUAAGUUGAACGCACUGAAAGCGCAGAUGGUGCAGGAGAAGCUGAGAUGGCAUCCAGAUAGGCUGCGGAGAUAUGCUGGCGGAUUUAGGGGGGAUGAAGAAGAGAUCGCAAAAGCUGUCUUGAGUGCAGUCUUGGAUAGCUCAAGGGCAUGUAACAGAUGCCUGGAACUAGUAGGCCGGGGAAAUUAA
Trichophyton benhamiae CBS 112371 is the source of this 1365-nucleotide messenger RNA. RefSeq lists its product as uncharacterized. The coding region runs from base 1 to 1365 and encodes 454 amino acids. The transcript has a single exon. The record is from RefSeq and is a predicted model, not a curated record. Lineage: Eukaryota; Fungi; Ascomycota; Eurotiomycetes; Onygenales; Arthrodermataceae.